Brassica oleracea var. oleracea is the source of this 3704-nucleotide messenger RNA. RefSeq lists its product as uncharacterized. NCBI's taxonomy places the organism in Eukaryota, Viridiplantae, Streptophyta, Magnoliopsida, Brassicales, Brassicaceae. Gene Ontology annotation, molecular function: hydrolase activity, acting on ester bonds. Bases 160 to 3444 code for a protein of 1094 amino acids. The record is from RefSeq and is a predicted model, not a curated record. The transcript has 19 exons.
CCUCCGUUGCACCGUACUUCGAUCCCAUCUUAACCGGCGGUUCAAACUUUCACCGGCGAUCUCGUGGUUUCUCUCGCCAUCAUCUUGACCCGCUGUGUGAUUUUUUUCGAAAGGGACUUGGCAUGCUUAUAAGCAGAUAUAUAUAUAUAAGAGGUUGAAAUGCGUGGUGUAAGAUCUGUUAUGAGCAGUCAAGGCGUUCGACCAAGGCUGAGGAUAGUUGGCGUUGUGGUUUUAGCUGCAUGGAUUGGGCUUGCGGCUUUGUUUGGUCUGCUAAAACCUAUAAAGAAUGGUUGCACUAUGACUUACAUGUAUCCUACUUACAUUCCCAUCUCUGUGACGGACGGUGCAACUCCUCCUGGGAGAUAUGGGCUCUAUCUUUACCAUGAAGGAUGGAGGAAGAUUGAUUUUAAGGAACACAUCAGUAAACUUAGCGGAGUUCCAGUUCUUUUCAUUCCGGGUAACGCCGGUAGCUACAAGCAGGUCAGGUCUGUGGCAGCAGAAUCUGAUAGAGCAUUCCAGGGAGGCCCAUUUGAGCGCACAUUCUACCAGGAAGCUUCUCUAUUCCGUGGGGAAGGAGAAGAUACAGAGUCUGUAGAAUAUGAUUUGUCUAGUCAAUACAGUAACAGAAUAGACUGGUUUGCGGUGGAUCUUGAAGGUGAACAUUCUGCAAUGGAUGGUCGCAUACUUGAGGAGCACACUGAAUAUGUCGUAUAUGCCAUUCACAGGAUCUUAGAUCAAUAUAAGGAAUCUCAUGAUACCAGAGAAAGAGAAGGUGCUGCUGUCUCCAGUAAUUUACCUUGUAAUGUAAUAUUGGUUGGCCACUCUAUGGGUGGUUUUGUUGCCAGAGCUGCUGCAGUACAUCCUCGUUUGCGGAAAUCAGCUGUGCAAACCAUUCUAACACUCUCAAGUCCGCACCAAUCACCUCCUCUGGCAUUGCAGCCAUCCUUGGGGCAUUACUUUUCUCGAGUGAACCAAGAAUGGAAAAAAGGUUAUGAAGUACAAACAUCCCCUGGAGGAAGUUACGUAGCCGACCCAUUACUUUCUGGAGUUGUUGUGGUAUCCAUUGCUGGUGGCUACAAUGAUUAUCAGGUGCGAUCAAAGUUAGAGUCACUUGAUGGCAUUGUCCCUGCAAGUCACGGCUUUAUGAUAAGUAGUACAAGCAUGAAAAAUGUCUGGCUGUCAAUGGAACAUCAAGCUAUUCUGUGGUGUAAUCAACUGGUUGUUCAAGUUUCACAUACCCUUCUUAGUUUGGUGGACUCAAAAACUGGUCAGCCAUUUUCCGAUACUCAGAAGAGGCUUUGGAUUUUGACCAGAAUGCUUCAAAGUGCAUUAGCACAAAGCUUCAAUGGAGUGACACCUAUGAAAAUUUCUAAUGAGUUGCCCAUGUUAGCCUCCAAGGGCUCUGAAUCACAAAUUUCAUCAUGUCCCCUGGAUUGGAGGGAUGAUGCUCUCGAUAGGGAUCUUUACAUACAAACAAGUACUGUUACAAUUUUGGCAAUGGACGGGAGAAGGCGUUGGUUGGACAUAGAAUUGUUGGGAUCAAAUGGAAAGAACCACUUUAUCUUUGUUACAAAUCUGGCGCCUUGUUCUGGAGUAAGACUCCAUCUAUGGCCUGAGAAGGAGAAAUCAAAUUCAAAUUUACCGGUUUGUGAAAGGGUUGUCGAAGUUACGUCAAAGAUGGUUCUCAUUCCAGCAGGCCCUGCACCAAAACAGUCGGAGCCAGGGAGUCAAACCGAGCAAGCUCCCCCAUCUGCAGUGCUGAAGCUAGAGCCUGAAGACAUGCACGGAUUCAGAUUCUUGACUAUUUCAGUUGCGCCUCGCGAAGCAGUAUCCGGUAGACCUCCUGUGGCGGUUUCUAUGGCAGUGGGGCAGUUCUUUAACCCUAAAGAAGGGGCCAUGGAGGUCUCAUCUCAAUCAAUGCUCUUAUCUGCUUACUGGACAAAGGAUAUAUUUCUGAAAGAGGACCAUCCUCUAGCUUACAAUUUAUCGUUUGCUACCAGCUUAGGUCUACUACCCAUAACAUUGUCCCUGAAAACUGCUGGAUGUGGAAUUAAAACUUCUGGUCUACCAGAUGGCGAGACAGGAGACUUGGACAAGGAUAAGCUUUGCAAAUUGCGUUGCUUCCCACCUGUUGCCCUUGCCUGGGAUUCUGCUUCUGGACUUCAUGUGUUUCCAAAUCUCUACAGUGAGACAAUAACUAUUGAUUCUUCACCAGCGCUUUGGAGUUCUCAGAGUCCUGAGAAAACUACUGUUAUGCUACUGGUUGACCCUCAUUGCUCAUACACCGCAACCGUUCAUGUCUCUGCUCCUGCCAUGUCCAGCAGAUUUGUACUUCUAUAUGGUCCUCAGAUAGUUGGCUUCUCGUUUGCCGUUAUAUUGUAUGCUCUCAUGCGGCAAGCUAAUCAGUGGAACCAGAAUUUAUCUGUGCCACCAUUGCUCUCUGCUGUAGAGUACAACUUGGAAAUGCCAUCCCCAUUUCUGAUUCUAGCUGCGAUCCCUCUUCUGAGUUCGUUGUUCUUCUCCUUCGUAAUGGCUCAACCAAUUCCUCCCCUCACAAGCUUCACAAUGGUCUCGUUGAUUUGUUAUUUGUUGGCCAAUGCCUUCAUCAGUGUGUUAAUUAUUGUCUCCAAAUUUGUCUUACAAGCGUUGGCCCUCGUUCACACCACUGUUAAAUCUAGGUGCCAAGCUUUGGAAAGAAACUAUUCUUUUGCUUUUCUUCGUUGGUUUUCUAUACUUGCUUCCAGUUUCGUCUGUUUAAAGGCAAUCCGCAUUCUAAAGCUCAACACCACAAUCGUAAUGACACUAGUCGCGGUUACCUUGGUGACCUUUGUUCAUCCAGCGUUGGGUCUUUUUGUACUCCUCGCCUCUCAUGCCCUUUGCUGCCAUAACUCAAUGUGCUGUAUCAUGAUGGCAUCGAAGAGAAAGGAGUCAGUCGAUCAGAAAAACGAAGCUGAGCGUAAGAAUCGACAUCCUUCAAGCAGACAGGAAUCUUUAUCAGUAGGCUCGUCUGAAAAAUCAUUUGUGGAGACCCAAGCAGACAUCUUCAACCACAGGCACGGCUUACUAAUAUUGCAUCUCCUUGCGGCUUUGAUGUUUGUACCCUCUCUUGCCGCUUGGUUCCAGAGGAUUGGAACGGGACAAAGUUUCCCAUGGUUUGCUGACUCGGCUCUCUGUGUUGGCGUUAUCUUCCACGGAGUACUUAACUCGAGACCAGAGUCAAGCAUCCUACGAUCUUUCCCAUCUCUUCUGGGACACCAACUCGGUCCCCAUCACAUGUAUUUCCUUGCCGGCUACUGCUGCUUCUUCUCUGGACUAGACUUGGCUCCAUACAAAGUGUUCUACGCCAUUGCUGCGUUAGGCUACAUCUCCUUGACUCUUAAGAUCUCACAGGUGAACAAAAACGACUUUCGUUUCCGUACCAAAAGCAGGAUACACAGAAACUGAGUUUUGAAGUUGAAUUAUAGAAAGAUUCAGCCCUCGGAUCUUCACCGCUCCGAAACAGCGACCCAACCGGCCAACCCUAAAGGCCAGGUGGGUUGCGUAGGGAUUUUUAAGCCGGGAAAGUUUUGUUGCGGUUUCAAACUUCUCCAAAAAAAUUAUUAAAGUGUUCGUUGAGUUUGUAACGUUUUUAUUUCACGUGUUGUUGUGUUUGUAUCGCUUAAUGUGUUUUGACUCAAAUCCAGGUUCAUGAAUUUUGAAAAAAA